This is a messenger RNA of Desarmillaria tabescens, 1879 nucleotides long. Its product is annotated as oxidative stress survival Svf1-like protein. The coding region runs from base 393 to 1652 and encodes 419 amino acids. The record is from RefSeq and is a predicted model, not a curated record. NCBI's taxonomy places the organism in Eukaryota, Fungi, Basidiomycota, Agaricomycetes, Agaricales, Physalacriaceae. The transcript has 5 exons. Gene Ontology annotation, cellular component: cytoplasm. Gene Ontology annotation, biological process: response to oxidative stress.
UCGUUUUCGUGGGCUAUUCAGUUCGAUGAUGCUCCUGUGCCGGUCCUCGAUGCAGCUAUAGAAUCGUCAGAUAUCGCGAAAAGACAGGAGUGUAUGCCUGGACGUUCACGAUCUCCAGAAGGACAUGAUGCGCAGGAUGAUCCUGGAGGACCGAGAAAACGACCAAAGUUAUCAGAACAUGCUAUGGAACAGGAGUCAAAUAAUAUAUCGCACACGUUGCAUUCCUUGCCUGCUGUAGAUUAGCUAUCUACGUAGUAAUAAGGAAAAAAUGGCUAGUAGAGGCCAGUCACUGAGUAGGCUGAUCUGGGCGACAUCAAAUAAAUACCGCGGGCCGAGGGUAAUUUAGACUGAGGGCAGAUUAAAAGACAGGUCAUUCUCUUUCCUUGACCACCAUGUUCUCUUCCAUCUUUUCCACCUCGCCACCUAUUGACGCCAAGGCGCCCAAUUUCCGUCCUGUGUCGGAAGCCUUCAAGGAAGAUGAGCUCUUUGGCGAACUGACCCCCAAGGACACAGAAUGGACCUGUGCUAGCGGAUUCAUCACGGAGACACAGGUGUUCUAUACGACGACUGAGGACGGCAUUUCUCUUAUGUGCCAAGUAAUUCAUUCGUCUGUAGGCCUCUGGUACCCGACCAUCCAGUUCACUUGCAAAUGGCACAAUCCCAAGACUGGCGAGACUGUCUGGAAGUCUAUCAACGUAUCCAACUUUGUUACACCACCUCCAGGCCUCGAUAAACGAUCCAGCAAGGCUGAUCAGUUCUCCAUCAUCCACAAGGAGGCCCCUGGUACCGACUUCCCAGAAUCCUACCUCAUCACCGCCAAUCUCUCCACUGACCUUCAAAUCGGCCUUGAGAUCUCUCGCCCUGCUUCCGUUCCCGGUUGGAAGCUAGGAAAGGGCGAGAAAGGCGGUUUCUCCUAUUUCGGAUCCAAUCCUGCCAGCCCCGAAGGAUAUGUUGUCCAUCGAUUCUGGCCGCGCUUCCAUGCGACUGGUCAUUUUAUUCACAAGGGGCAGGCUAAUGUCAUCAAGGGACCGGGAAUGUUUGUGCAUGCGAUCCAAGGGAUGCGAGUCGAUCUUGUCGCAUCCGCGUGGAACUUCGCCAACUUCCAGAGUGAUGAGAACGGCGGCGUGUCUGCUAUUCAGAUGGAGUUUACGACAACCAAUGCUUAUGGAAAGCGUGGGUCUGGAUCGGGGGGUGUUGUAGUUAAUGUCGGUUCGCUUGUCGUUGGCGGCAAGCUGGUCUGUGUGACGGGCGAGACCAAGUGGGGGAAGGACGAACCGCCAGCUUCGAACGUCGUGUGCAGGGCUACCCAUUCGAAGCAUACCUUGGACAAGGACACCGGGUACAAGAAGCCUGGCGAACUUUUGUUUGAAUGGGCGGGACCGUCUGUUCUCCCUGGUCAGUCAGGAAGUUAUUCGGCAAAACUGUCGGUGGAAGUAGGAGAUGUAGAGAACCCCAAGGGGUUGAUUGAAAAGGUAGACGUUUUAGCGGAGAUACCGUAUGUUAUCAAAGUGGCAGUGAACUAUGUCGCUGGCACGAAGCCUUAUAUCUACCAGUGGUUUAACCCUAGCAAGUUGACGAUCACUGAGCCUGGAUCGGAUAAAUCGGUUGAAGUUGAUGGCAUGUUUUACAACGAGGCUACAUUCAUUUCUUAAAUUUUUACAUUUGCAAUCACACUGGAUUGACACGUUCAUGUUUUCUCUUUUACUUGCGAUUGAAACGAAGAUUUUCCCCUGAUACGUGGCAUACAAUAUACUUGAAUGUAAACUGAUAUACAUCCCAUCUCUGCGCAGUAAAAGGCUGUUAAGGUGCCCUGAAGGGACCCUGUCAUGACGCGGCUUCGGCAUUGCCUGGCAGUUCUGGGAAACGGAUAUCUAAUGCG